AUGGUUCAAAGAAAUAAUAGUACUAAAAUUGAUCUUAUGUUAUUAGAUUAUGUUAAAGAUUGUUUUUUAGAUUCGAUAGGAAGUAAUGUUACAAUAGAUUGGAAUGCAUCAUUUGAAUUAAUUAACAAUGAAGUUACGACAUCCAAGAACGUUACGAACGGAGAAGAUGCAGGAGUGAGUCAAAAUAACGUUAAUAACAACGAAGAUACAAUGCUAUUUAAAGGAAGAUUGUUUGAUACAGCAACAUUAGAAUCGCCAGUGAUGCAAAAUGAAAAUAUACUCAGAGAAGCAACAAGAGGUUUAAUCAACGAGAAAUGGUGGCGAACAUGUAAACUGAAAAUCAAAGGAACUACCUAA
Messenger RNA from Rhizophagus irregularis DAOM 181602=DAOM 197198, 357 nucleotides. RefSeq lists its product as uncharacterized. The record is from RefSeq and is a predicted model, not a curated record. NCBI's taxonomy places the organism in Eukaryota, Fungi, Glomeromycota, Glomeromycetes, Glomerales, Glomeraceae.